Suillus subalutaceus is the source of this 2204-nucleotide messenger RNA. RefSeq lists its product as uncharacterized. The coding region runs from base 109 to 2181 and encodes 690 amino acids. Lineage: Eukaryota; Fungi; Basidiomycota; Agaricomycetes; Boletales; Suillaceae. The transcript has 3 exons. The record is from RefSeq and is a predicted model, not a curated record.
CAAGAAUCACGCCUGAAUUUAACCAAGCCAUCGAAGCCAACCUUGUUUUUUUUCAUUGAUAACUUGAACGAAAUUUCUCGGUUUGGUUGUUGUUCACAACUUUCACGCAUGACUGCGCUUGAUCUGCACAAUGCACUUUUCACAUCAGACAAACGAUUCGUCAAUGCUACGCCUAUGCCCGCUCCCGUGACACGUACGCACACGCGUACUCUUUCGCUCACGACAGUCCAAGAACAGUCGCACGAUCCUACAUCCCCAACCUACAAUUCCCCCACCUACCACGACCUACUCUCACGCCAGCCACUCCACCCAGACGGUCCACGACAUUGGGACCUCGGUCUUGACCUCACAGGAGACCCAAUAACAGCAGCAGAAUGUAAAAGCCUCGAAGACCGGUUCAUAAAAGCAAAACUACGUCGUUUAAAGUGGAUAUGUGGGGUUUUUGAAGUUGUUUUUGGUAUAUGGGCUAUAUAUUGCACGAUUCGCUAUUCCCUCGCAUUUCAAACGGCUUUUACGAGCGAUGUACCAAUACGCACGCUUGCGCUCGUGCUAUGCGUUACUUCUGGGAUUAGUGUUGCGGGAGUGGUGGUGACACUGUUUAUACCGCUUCUUCCUAACGAUCGAGAUAGAUUCGUUCGUUCUGCGAGGAUAGUCUUAAAAGGGUGUUUUGUUGUGUUGAUACUUGGGACGGCGAUCGCGAAUCUUGUGUUUGUUUUGGUGUGGAGGCCUGUGGAUAGAUGUGGAUGGGACAUGGAUGUCUCGUGGUCGGCGACGGUUGCGAUCGCUGGGGAUUCGGCAGCGAACCAAUGUCGUACUGCGGGUCUUGCAGCUUGGACGAUCGUUGCGUCCUUAAGGGUUAUUGUUACUUUGAUUACGGUGUUGUUGUACCUUUACUUCCUCAGAGCGUAUUCCGAAGCCAGACAUCCUUCGAGAUAUGCCAGAGAGAUGUACUACCCUCCAUUAAUGACCUCGGAGGGUGUCGUAAACUCGCCUGUAUCCACUAUCGAUUCACCUGUAUCUACUCUCGACCCAUCACCAUCAAGAACGCACUUCAGCAAGCUAAUGCAGACUCGAGCUGCACUAGGAAGGUCUAACUCGACGUUAGCACUCACUAAUUCAACCAUCACCCUCGCGCCUUCCAUCCCCCCUUCCCCCUCCCAUUGUCACUCCUACUCCCAUCUAAGCACCCAAGCCACACACAUACAAUCAUCCAACCCCGCACCUCGAACUUCCAACCCGAUAUGGCGAAAUUGGAAAAAUCUGCGGAUAUCGACAAAAGACCAUCCAAGGCACAAUAGUCUUUCCGAGACACCCUCACCCCGCACGCUUCGCCGGAAGAACCGUAUUACUAUCCCGAGUGAACAUAUCUUGCUGAAUGCGAAUACAUUACCCGGUGCCUGGGAGGAGUGCACGAAAGUGUAUGCCGCCGGUCUUGGUCUCGGUCCUGGUGCCUCAUCGCGGGUUGAUUCAGAGUCAGACCACUUCGUGGGCGUCACUGAAGGUCAGGGUGUGUCUCGGAUGGAGGGCCGCGGGAUCGGGACUGAUUAUGUGGGUCCACUGGCGAUGGACUCGGAGCUAGGUGGCCGAGAUUCUGACUCUAACUUUGCCUAUUCUUACGGAUACGGGGCCUCGGAACCAGCAUACCCCUACCUGGAAAUCUACAACCCUGCACCGCCGGCUAAUGCUAACGCUAAUAACAUCCUUACCCAACAACCCCGAUCAUCCGCGGCAGUCGUAGCGCGGGCAGACAGCAUCGAGUCCAGAACGUCGCCAACGACCAUAGAAUCAUGUGACGGUGAAGAAGACGAACUGAUACCCAUAAUGGGCGGUUUCGUACAGCGGAUGCCUACCAUCGAGUCAUUCGGGUCUCGAGAAGCUGCACUGUCGAUGGCUCGCUCGCGCUUCUCGAGAGUUUCAGUUUCCGAGAGGCAUGCGUCUGCAUCUCCGCGUUCGUCUAUUGAGUGGGCGCCGUCUAUGGUGUCUACGUUGAGCAAGAACAACUCGCUUGGGACUGCUUCUGCUUAUUUUUCUGUGUCGAGUGAUUUGGGGAUAGGUGGUUCUGGACCUGGCGUCGGAGUCAAUGAGCGGGGCGAGUUAGAGGCGAAGAUGACGACAAGUCUGCCUUCGUACAGUCGAUUUCACUAUACCCGAGAAGCUAAUAGCACUACAUUAUCAUCCUAGCGCACAUGCGGCUAAGUGCAGCA